Messenger RNA from Teleopsis dalmanni, 1850 nucleotides. Its product is annotated as zinc finger CCCH domain-containing protein 3-like. The transcript has 4 exons. Gene Ontology annotation, cellular component: nucleus. Bases 33 to 1724 code for a protein of 563 amino acids. Gene Ontology annotation, molecular function: metal ion binding. The record is from RefSeq and is a predicted model, not a curated record. Lineage: Eukaryota; Metazoa; Arthropoda; Insecta; Diptera; Diopsidae.
AAAGAAUUUUAUAGUCGAAAUAAUAAACAAACAUGAUAUAUAUAAAUCCAAAUUUUAUAAAGAAAACCCAAAACAAUCCUAUUCUAUCAGUGAAGACUACACAUUUUAACCCGCUGUUUUUCUCGUCAAGACUGAUACAUAUGAAUCCACAAUUUUUACUUAAUCUCGCCGCAGAAUAUUGGUCAAUUGUUGCUAAAGAUAAUACAACACCAACACAUGAAACUAACAUAAACCUCCACACUCCAGCCACAAUAGACGAAUCACCUAACACAACUCCACUUACACAAGACCAAGUAGAAACUCGUACACAAGCAGAGAACAUUCACAUAACAAUCACACAACAAUCACAUUCAAAUUUACCGCAGGAACGGAUUGUUGAAGAAGCUUUAUUGGCCAAUGCGAUUGAAGACUUAUCACCAUCGACUGGUCACAACAAUCAUACUCUAGUACGCCACACACAGCAACAUCACAACACAACAUUUUUCAAAACAAAUACUACAAGUUCGAAAGUACUGUCACGUAGAUUCAAGGUAGUUCAUCACAAACGCCUUAAUCGCAACCCAUUCAUUUCACCAAAGAGUUAUAAAUUAAAUAAUAAAAUUGAUAAGGCUUUUAACGCAUGCACCACCUCUCCGUUACCAAAAACAAGAAAUUUUAACUCUGGUGCCAACUGUGCUCCAAGAUCAUCAGUAUCCAGCAGUGCAUUCUUCGGUUGUCCCUACGGUCAAAAUAAAAAAUGUCAAUUAAAAAACAUUAAUGGUGUGAUGUAUAAAUUAACACGUAAUUCAUUACAACGCAAGGACCUCGUCCUCAAUAACACAAAACCCAAGUCAGAGAGCACUCACUCAAAUGUGAAAAUCAAUGCACAAGAACAGCAAUCAAAUCAGUUAGUGGAUUUUAAGUCGAAGCUUCCACAAGGGAAUGCUGAUGGUCUGCUCCACAAAUCUUCGCCAGGUAGUGAUACUUCCACGUGGACUAAAAAUAACACAACUACGGCACAUGAAAAUUGCGCCAAACAAUAUUCUGCAGAGCAAUUGAGAAAACGAUAUUUCAAGAACAAUGUACCAUGUGUCAUUUUCCAACGAACAGGAAAGUGUGCUGCUCAAGAACUCGGUCGAUGCAAUAAGAAGCACGAUAAGCAGCAAGUUGUGAUCUGUUCUAAAUUUCUUCGCGGUGAGUGUGAAAAUAAAAACUGUCUCUUGUCGCAUAAUGCCUCUUACUCGAAAAUGCCUGUUUGUAAGUUCUAUCUGCGAGGAACGUGCGUCCGCGAGAAAUGUCAAUAUCUGCACAAAAAGCUUAAUUCCAAAACUGACGUUUGUGAAGAUUUCCUACGCGGAUUCUGUAAACUUGCAGAAGAGUGUGAAAAACGUCAUGUAUUUGUAUGUCCGCAAUAUGAACGCAAUGGAGAAUGCAAUACUAAGAAUUGCAUUUAUUGUAAGUCAGGUCGAGAUCGGCUUAAAAGAAAGAAUGAAAAACCGAAAUGUGUGAAAUCUAAAUCGAGCUCAGAUGGAUUUGUUAAAAAUAAUAAGAAGUCUGAUCAAAAGGAAUUACCAGUAAAAACUGGUAUCCAUUCUAAGUCUGAAGUAGUUAAAAAUCGUUAUUUCUUAGAACUUUCUAAAGCAAAUGAAAUAGAUGUUGACACCAAUAGUAAACAAUUAGUAGAUCCAGAAUAUGAAGUCGAACAGUUAAAAGGCAUUGAAAUGCCAAACUUUAUACCGAUUUAGAAAGAUUUAUGCAAGGUUCUAUAUAAUAAAUUAUAGUUAUAUGUGAUUUUUACUUUUUAGCAGCGUUAAGUAUUAGUUAUUCUGAAAUUAUUAGUUAUUCUGAAGUUAUAAAAUUACAAAAUACAA